GUAGUUCUUUUUUUGCUCAAAAUGUCUGAUUUGAGUUUGAUAAGAAAAAUAACAACAACAAAAAAAGUUCCUCGAAGAGCUCCUGCCCAGCCUGGAGACUGUGCAGAAGGAGGAGGAGAAGAGAAAAGUGCAGGAGUAAGCACAACUCCUAAAGUUCAGAUCCCCUUAAGGAAGGAAAAAAAAAAAGAAAAGGAAAAAAAAAGAAAAGUCCUGCAGAGGGGAGCUGACUGACUGACUGAGGGAACUCCAAGUCAGACGGCAGCUUUCAGCAGAAGUGGAGCUAAGCCUUAAACCGAGUCAAAAUGACAACCCCGAUGAUAAGAAGUUGUCGUCUAAUAUUUUUAAAAGUGUUUUUGCUUCUCUUCAUCGCCUUCCAGCUCUCAUAUGCGCGUCCUUCUCCAAUAAUUAGAUUUCCCGGAGACGACAGCCCCAGGACAGACAAAGAAGUUGCUCUGCACUAUCUGAAUAAGUUCUAUGGAUGCCCUCAAGACAGCUGCAACCUCAUGGUGCUCAAAGACACCCUGAAGAAAAUGCAGAAGUUCUUUGCUCUGCCUGAAACUGGAGAGAUUGAUGCUCAGACUGUGGCCAUCAUGAAAAAGCCCCGCUGUGGAGUUCCAGAUGUUGCAAAUUACAACUUCUUCCACAAUAAACCCAAAUGGCAGAAGAAGGACAUCACCUACAGAAUCCUGGGAUACAGCCCAGAUCUGGAUGAAGAAGUCAUAAAUGACGCUUUCUACAGAGCCUUUAAAGUCUGGAGCGACGUCACGCCCCUCACUUUCACCCGCAUCAUGGACGGAGAGGCAGACAUUAUGAUCAACUUUGGUCGCAACGAGCACGGAGAUGGUUACCCUUUUGAUGGAAAGGAUGGCCUGUUGGCUCACGCCUUUGCCCCAGGGGCAGGAAUCGGGGGCGACUCCCACUUUGAUGAUGAUGAGCAGUGGACUCUGGGAGAGGGCCAAGUGGUCAAGGCCAAAUUUGGAAACGCUGAUGGGGAGUUCUGCAAAUUCCCCUUUCUCUUCAUGGGCACCGAGUACAAAAGCUGCACGGCUCAGGGCCGCGAUGACGGCUUCCUGUGGUGCUCCACCACGUACAACUUUGAUGAAGAUGGAAAAUACGGCUUCUGUCCCCACGAGUUGUUGUUCACCCUGGGAGGAAAUGGAGAUGGGGCUCCGUGUAAAUUCCCCUUCACCUUUCAAGGGAAAAAGUAUGACGGCUGCACCACUGAGGGCAGAGAUGACGGCUAUCGUUGGUGCGCCACGACGGAGGACUACGACCGGGACACGUCCUACGGCUUCUGCCCUGAAACUGCUAUGUCAACCGUGGGAGGAAAUGCGGAAGGAGCCCCCUGUGUCUUUCCGUUCACCUUUCUGGGAGACACCUAUGAGUCCUGCACUACCUCUGGGCGCAGUGAUGGCAAGAUGUGGUGUUCCACCACUAAGAGCUAUGAUGAUGACAGGAAGUGGGGUUUCUGUCCCGAUCAAGGCUACAGCUUGUUCUUGGUGGCAGCUCAUGAAUUUGGUCACGCUCUUGGUUUGGAGCACUCCCAGGAUCCCGGUGCAUUGAUGGCUCCAGUUUACACUUUUACCAAAGACUUCAGACUUCCUCAAGACGAUAUUCAAGGCAUCCAGGAACUUUAUGGUGUGCCAACAGACAAGCCUUUGCCCCCAACCCAAGGUCCGGUCACUCCGAUGGACAUCUGUAAAGAGUCGAUUGUCUUUGAUGCUGUUGCACAAAUCAGAGGAGAGGUCUUUUUCUUCAAAGACAGGUUCCUGUUCAGGUCAGUCAAUUUCCGAAGCAAACCCAAAGGCCCUAUGCUCGUGGCCACCUACUGGCCAGAUCUGCCUGCCAAGAUAGAUGCUGCUUAUGAGAACCCAGUGGAGGAAAAAACGGUCUUUUUCGCAGGAAACCAGUAUUGGGUUUACAGAGCUGAUGAGCUGGAGAGUGGAUAUCCUAGAAGAAUCUCCAACCUUGGCCUUCCCGAUGACGUGCAGCACAUUGACGCCGCUUUCAGCUUCCGAAGGAACAGGAAGACUUACCUAUUUUCUGGAGACAAAUUCUGGAGAUAUGAUGAAGACAGAAAAGACAUGGAUCCCGGCUUUCCCAAACUUAUUGCCGAUUCCUGGAAUGGCAUCCCAGAUGACCUUGACUCUGCCUUCAGUCUUAAUGGCAUUGAUUACAGCUACUUCUUCAAAGGAAACCACUAUUUCAAACUGGAAGACAACAGCCUAAAGAUUGUCAAGUUGGGUGAAAUAAAGACAGACUGGCUCGGGUGUUAAGUAUUUACAAAAAGUCCUCCCUGUUGCAUCAGAUACAGGAUUUGGGGUUGUGCACACUUUUCUAACCAAGCUUCUCUGGAACACGUGUUCCUCUGGCCUGUAUAACCAGCUACUAUCUCCAAAAAAUGGCAACUCAAGACUUUAUACAUUAUCUUAACAUAUGCAACUGGAUGUUUCUUUUUUUUUACUUUUAUAAAAUACAUUGGUGUAUAUGUUUAAAGAUGUUUUCCCCUUUUGUUUUAUUAUUUUAUGUAUAUAUUUGUUAGAAAAUCAGACAUCAGGCAUGUCCACACCACAUUUACCGCAGCACUGUACUGUGCUGGGUUGCUCCGCCCAUUCAUGCAAAUUUCAUACCGAAAGAUUGUUUUAGAGAAUUUUAUGAAGAUUUUUUUUUCAUUUUAUUAUUUUUUAUGUAUGUUUUAUUUCAUUUUCUCAUUGUUGAGCAAAACAUUUACUUAAAUGAAUUUGCACAAUGUGACCGAAAAUGGUGCUUUUAGAGAAUGCUUCAUGCAUGUAGUCCUCUUCGUAGGUAGUAUGUUUUAGAUUUAGAGUAACUGUGUCUGAUUGGACUGCCGACAGGAUGUCAGAAGGUUGCGUUCACAGGCACACAAUAUUCUACAUUUGGUUGGCACUUUGCUUUGAACUCUACAAGAAAAUUGCACAAUGGAAAGUUCAGAUAUUGCCAUGGCAACUCCAUGAUGUGUUUACCUUUUAGUAAUGGUACAGUUUAACGGCACGGGUUGCCUCAAAUAGACUUUAAAGGUGGGGUACAUUAUGGAAUGAUGACAAAGAUAAUAGGGUAAAGUUGUUUACUUAUGUUUUGUAUGUUUUCUUUCUUGAUUUUAAUGGAAUAUACUCAUGUUUUUUUGUUGUUUUAACUCCUGUGCACUUUGUUACUGUCAUCAAUAAAGAUAAUCAUCAACUUUA
This is a messenger RNA of Oryzias melastigma (Indian medaka), 3203 nucleotides long. It is a transcript of the gene mmp2, whose product is annotated as matrix metallopeptidase 2. Gene Ontology annotation, cellular component: extracellular matrix. The record is from RefSeq and is a predicted model, not a curated record. Gene Ontology annotation, molecular function: zinc ion binding; metalloendopeptidase activity. Gene Ontology annotation, biological process: tissue remodeling; response to hypoxia; proteolysis. The transcript has 13 exons. The coding region runs from base 303 to 2276 and encodes 657 amino acids. Lineage: Eukaryota; Metazoa; Chordata; Actinopteri; Beloniformes; Adrianichthyidae.